AUGCCCAUCGCCAUUCCCAAGACGCCCAAGAAUGGCAUUACGAAAUUCACAAACUGCCGCCUCGUGAAAGGCGACGCCCUGGUGCAGGAGGACAUCUGGGUCAGCUCCGUCACGGGCAAAAUCAUCCACAGCCAGGCGGCCUUCUUCGAUGACCUCCUUCUGCCAGAUGAGACCGUCAACCUCGGCGGUCGCAUCGUGUCUCCCGGCAUGAUCGACUGCCAGCUCAACGGUGCCUUUGGCUUCAACUUUUCCACGCUCCUCGAAGACAUGUCUCAGUACGGCAAAAAGGUCAGGGAGCUCAACAGGAAACUGGUGGCCACUGGCGUCACUUCCUACGCUCUCCCGUACUUGGGGCCCUCUGGCGGCUCACAAGUGGCCAAUGACGGUGCCGAGUCUCUCGGAGCCCACGUCGAAGGCCCGUUCCUGAACCCUACCAAGAACGGCAUCCACAACGUCGAUGUCCUGCAGCAGGCAGAGACAUUCGAUGAUCUAGUCGAAUGCUACGGCGCCGAGAACAUCGAGCCUAGCGCCAACGGUGGCUCCAUUCCAAUCAAGAUGAUCACCGCCGCGCCAGAACGUGGGCGGAUGACACAAAUCAUUCCUGAGCUGCGGGAACGAGGUAUCAUCUACUCCAUCGGCCACUCGGAAGCGACGUACGAAGAGGCUUCGGCCGCGGUGGCAGCCGGAGCCACGAUGAUUACUCAUCUUUUCAACGCCAUGCGACCUCUUCACCACCGCAACCCCGGUGUCUUUGGUGUCCUGGGUAUUGCAGAGAGUCUGGCGAGGCCAUACUUUGGCAUCAUCUCCGACGGUAUCCAUCUGCACCCGACCACCAUUAAGAUUGCAUUCAACGCUCAUCCGGAUGGCUUCAUUCUGGUUACUGACGCCAUGCACAUGAUGGGUCUGGCGGACGGCUCGUAUAAGUGGACGAAUGGACAAGACGUCAACAACAUUGUCAAGGUCGGAUCCACGCUGUUGCUGGAGGGCACCGACAAAAUUGCUGGAAGUGCCGUCACUCUGAUGGAGUGUGUCAACAACUUCCUGCGCUGGUCCGGCACCGGCGUUCCGAAGGCUUUGAAGGCUGUGACCGCGACCCCCGCAGAGAUGCUCGGCCUCAAAGGCAUCAAGGGCUCUUUGGAAGACGGAGCUGAUGCGGAUCUGGUCAUCUUUUCUGAAGAAGUAAGAGAUGGCGCCACUCAGCUCGUAGUGGACGAGGUUUGGAAGGCGGGAACGAUGGUAUCGAGCCGGGAGGAGACCCAGUCGCCUAUUGCAUAG
Colletotrichum chrysophilum is the source of this 1275-nucleotide messenger RNA. RefSeq lists its product as uncharacterized. Bases 1 to 1275 code for a protein of 424 amino acids. The transcript has 3 exons. Gene Ontology annotation, molecular function: N-acetylglucosamine-6-phosphate deacetylase activity. Gene Ontology annotation, biological process: N-acetylglucosamine catabolic process. NCBI's taxonomy places the organism in Eukaryota, Fungi, Ascomycota, Sordariomycetes, Glomerellales, Glomerellaceae. The record is from RefSeq and is a predicted model, not a curated record.